Messenger RNA from Cyprinodon tularosa, 4694 nucleotides. RefSeq names its product structural maintenance of chromosomes 1A (gene smc1a). The transcript is spliced from 26 exons. The record is from RefSeq and is a predicted model, not a curated record. Gene Ontology annotation, cellular component: nucleus; cohesin complex; chromosome. Bases 303 to 3998 code for a protein of 1231 amino acids. Gene Ontology annotation, molecular function: protein binding; ATP hydrolysis activity; ATP binding. NCBI's taxonomy places the organism in Eukaryota, Metazoa, Chordata, Actinopteri, Cyprinodontiformes, Cyprinodontidae. Gene Ontology annotation, biological process: sister chromatid cohesion.
CUCUCGCGCGCUCAAGGUUUUCCUGUUACAUUGUAAAAUGGCGCUCCGUUGAUACAAGCUUUCUGAUUUUCUUUUGAAGAUUCGUUUACGCUCUUUUUCUCAAGUAACUUUGCGCUGAACUCAUAAUGUAACCCACGUGCAAGUCAGCUACAGAUUGAGUGGGAGCGUUAUUUCAUUUACGAGCGUAAUUCGUCUUUGUAUACCAGGGUUGCUCGCUGCAGACUGGCUGCUAGCAUUUUAGCUAACUGUUUAACAUUGUCUGUGCAGAUUUUCCUUCAAACAGUUGCACAUAAACAACGGAGAUGGGCUAUUUAAAGCUAAUAGAGAUAGAAAACUUCAAGUCAUACAAGGGAAGACAAAUCAUCGGACCGUUUCACAAGUUUACGGCAAUCAUCGGACCCAAUGGAUCGGGCAAGUCCAACCUUAUGGAUGCCAUCAGCUUUGUGUUGGCAGAAAAGACCAGUAACCUGCGUGUUAAGACUCUGAAGGAUCUAAUCCAUGGAGCUCCAGUGGGGAAGCCAGCUGCCAACAGAGCUUUUGUCAGCAUGGUGUACCAAGAAGAUAAUGGAGAGGAACGGUCCUUUACUAGGGUUAUUAUUGGGGCCUCAUCUGAGUAUCGCAUCAACAAUAAAGUGGUUGGACUUCCUGAAUAUAGUGAGGAGCUGGAAAAACUUGGAAUUCUCAUCAAGGCCAGGAACUUUCUUGUCUUUCAGGGGGCUGUGGAGUCGAUUGCUAUGAAGAACCCCAAAGAGCGAACAGCACUGUUUGAGGAGAUCUCACGUUCUGGAGAGCUGGCACAAGAGUAUGACCGCCGAAAGAAGGAGAUGGUGAAAGCAGAGGAAGACACACAGUUCAAUUAUCAUCGCAAGAAAAACAUUGCAGCAGAGCGCAAAGAGGCCAAGCAAGAGAAAGAGGAGGCUGAGCGAUACCAACGCCUCAAAGAUGAGGUAGCCAGGGCAAGUGUACAGUUACAGCUCUUCAAGUUGUACCACAAUGAGGAGGAGAUUGAGAAGCUAAAUAAAGAGCUGGGUCAGCGAAACAAAGAAAUUGACAAGGACCGUAAGAAGAUGGACCACGUGGAGGAGGAGCUGAAGGAUAAGAAGAAGGAGUUGGGAAGGUUGAUGAGGGAGCAGCAGACCAUUGAGAAAGAAAUAAAAGAGAAGGACUCUGAGUUGAACCAAAAGAGGCCUCAGUACAUCAAGGCCAAAGAGAACACAUCGCACAAAAUCAAGAAGCUUGAGGCUGCGAAAAAAUCGCUCCAGAACGCCCAGAAGAUGUACAAGAAGCGAAAAGCAGACAUGGAUGAGCUGGAUAAGGAGAUGAGGGCUGUGGAGUUGGCCAAGCAGGAGUUUGAGGAAAGAAUGGAGGAGGAGGCACAGAGCCAGGGCCAGGACCUCACUCUGGAGGAAAAUCAGGUUAAGCAGUACCAUCGUCUCAAGGAGGAGGCUAGUAAGCGUGCCGCCACUCUGGCUCAGGAACUGGAGAAGUUCAACCGGGACCAGAAGGCUGACCAGGACCGCCUUGACCUGGAGGAGAGGAAGAAGGUGGAGACAGAGGCCAAAAUCAAGCAGAAGAUUCGUGAAAUUGAAGAAAACCAGAAACGUAUUGAGAAGCUAGAGGAUUACAUUACCACUAGCAGACAGUCACUUGAUGAGCAGAAGCGCAUGGAGGAGGAGUUGACGGAGGAAGUGGAGAUGGCAAAGAGGAGGAUUGAUGAGAUCAACAUGGAACUUAAUCAGGUGAUGGAGCAGCUGGGAGACGCCAGGAUCGACAGACAGGAAAACAGUCGACAGCAGCGUAAGGCAGAGAUCAUGGAGAGCAUCAAACGGCUCUAUCCUGGAUCUGUGUAUGGCCGCCUGAUUGACUUGUGUCAGCCCACUCAAAAGAAAUAUCAGAUUGCUGUCACUAAAGUAUUAGGCAAGAACAUGGACGCUAUCAUUGUUGACUCAGAGAAGACUGGUAGAGACUGCAUCCAGUACAUAAAGGAGCAGAGAGGAGAGCCAGAGACCUUCCUUCCUCUCGACUAUUUAGAGGUUAAACCAACAGAUGAAAAACUAAGAGAACUACGAGGGGCCAAGCUGGUGAUUGAUGUGAUCCGAUAUGAGCCGCCGCACAUUAAGAAAGCCCUUCAGUAUGCCUGUGGUAAUGCUCUGGUUUGUGAGAAUGUGGAAGAUGCGAGAAGGAUUGCUUUUGGAGGCCCUUACAGACAUAAGACUGUAGCCCUGGAUGGUACAUUAUUCCAGAAGUCUGGAGUCAUUUCUGGAGGAGCCAGCGACCUGAAGGCCAAGGCUAGGCGCUGGGACGAGAAGGCGGUAGACAAACUAAAGGAGAAGAAGGAAAAACUUACAGAAGAGUUAAAGGAGCAAAUGAAGGCAAAAAGGAAGGAGGCAGAACUGCGUCAGGUGCAAUCUCAGGCACACGGCCUGCAGAUGAGACUCAAAUACUCCCAGAGCGAUCUGGAGCAGACCAAAACCAGGCAUCUCUCCCUCAACAUGCAGGAGAAAUCCAAACUGGAGAGCGAACUUGCAAAUUUCGGCCCUCGCAUCAAUGACAUCAAGAGGAUUAUCCAAUCCCGCGAGCGAGAGAUCACUGACCUCCGGGACCGCAUGAACCUGGUGGAGGAUGAGGUCUUUGUUGAAUUCUGUAAGGAGAUUGGAGUAAGAAACAUUCGAGAGUUUGAGGAGGAGAAAGUGAAGAGGCAGAAUGAGAUUGCUAAGAAACGUCUUGAGUUUGAGACCCAGAAGACCCGUCUGGGAAUCCAGGUGGACUAUGAGAAGAACCAGCUGAAGGAGGACCAGGAGAAGGUCAUGAUGUGGGAACAAACUGUUAAGAAAGAUGAGGCUGAGAUAGAGCGCCUUAAGAAGGAGGAACACAGACACAUGAAAAUCAUUGAUGAGACAAUGGCUCAGCUUCAAGACUUGAAGAACCAGCAUCUCACCAAGAAAUCCGAAGUCAAUGAUAAAAAUCAUGAAAUGGAGGAGAUUCGCAAAAAACUUGGAGGCGCUAACAAAGAGCUAACCCAGCUACAGAAGGAGGUUACUGCCAUUGAGACCAAAUUGGAGCAGAAGCGCAGUGACCGCCACAACCUGCUGCAGGCCUGCAAGAUGCAGGACAUCAGGUUGCCACUUCGCUCUGGAACAAUGGACGAUAUCAGCCAGGGAGAAGGGAGCUCACAAACGGAUGACUCCAGCAGUCAGAGGACGUCCAGCAGCGUUUUGGCUAAAGAAGCUCUAAUAGAAAUCGACUACAGCAACCUGUCCGAAGAUCUGAAGGAUGCAUUGUCGGAAGAGGAGAUAAAAGCAGAAACAAACACACUGCAGCAACGUCUGAAUGAGCAGCAGAGCAUCCUGCAGAGGAUCAGCGCACCCAACAUGAAAGCCAUGGAAAAACUUGAGAGUGUCAGAGACAAGUUUCAAGAAACCAGUGAUGAGUUUGAGGCCGCUCGUAAGAGAGCCAAGAAGGCAAAGCAAGCCUUUGAGCAGAUCAAGAAAGAGAGAUUUGAUCGCUUUAAUACCUGUUUUGAAUCUGUGGCCACCAACAUCGAUGAAAUCUACAAAGCUUUGUCACGUAACAGCAGUGCCCAGGCAUUUCUGGGCCCAGAAAACCCAGAGGAGCCAUACCUGGAUGGCAUUAACUAUAACUGUGUGGCUCCUGGGAAAAGAUUCCGACCCAUGGACAACCUGUCUGGAGGAGAGAAGACGGUUGCUGCCCUGGCUCUGCUUUUUGCUAUUCACAGCUACAAACCUGCACCCUUCUUUGUCCUGGAUGAGAUUGAUGCUGCUCUGGAUAACACAAACAUUGGCAAGGUGGCCAACUACAUCAAAGACCAGUCAGUGGAGAACUUUCAAGCUAUUGUUAUUUCUCUGAAAGAGGAGUUCUACACCAAAGCUGACUCUCUAAUAGGCGUUUAUCCAGAGCAAGGAGAUUGUGUCAUCAGCAAAGUGCUCACCUUUGACCUCUCACAGUAUCCAGAUGCCAACCCAAACCCAAAUGAGUGACUUAAGAUUGCUCAGUACCAUGUUUCAUAUAGCUCAGAGUUACAGAUCAUAUUUUCUGUAGGUCCUCUAUUUUUCUUUUUCUCCGAACUGUUGUAUUUUUAUGUUGUAGAUUAGCCCAUAAACCUUCUGUUGCUGUGAUAGGGGAUGCUUUUUGUUGCUGCAGUAAAAGCUAAGAUGUCUGUACAUUUAAUGAAAACAGACCUUUCUCAAUUCGGACAUUAUCAUUCAUUAUUUUAAUAAAGUAUAUGUAGUAAAAUGAUAAUGAAACUUUUUAACAAACUGUGGAAUUUAUACUUUGUGGUAAAAUGUAAUGCAUUUAAAAUAAGCAAGACCUUUUAUACUGUUUAUGCUUUUAAUUGCUUUUUCCUUUUUUUGCUUAAAGCUUUUUUCUGUCCUCUGUUGUGUUUCCCCAAACAUUAAUUGCAUUUUAUUUCUGUACAACUUUUUUACUUAAUCAGGAGCAUUUAGUCGUUUUGUGCUGGGUACAUUCCUUGGUGUGAUGUCUGAAUAAAAGCUGCAAUUAAAAGUGCAGUCAGAUAAUUUGGAGCUUUUUGAAGGCAAACAAGUGUAAUUAUGUCAAAAGCACCCCAUGAUUUGGUCCUAAAGUAAGCAUAUUGUCUGAAAUCACGUCUGCAUAAAUGACAUGAUUCUAUCUGGUUGGUUGCCUUUGCUUUAAUAAAUCUAAGGUGAAUUAUU